GCUCUCCUCUCGGCUCUCGGCUCUCGACUCUCGACUCUCGGCGAUCUCGUCGUUCUGCGAAGGUCGGAACUGCUCUCCGACGAACACGAACGGGCACAGCUGCGAGGGUCCUUCCCUUCGAUUUUUAUUGCGGUGAUCUCAUUCCUUUCUUUUUUCUCUUGUUUCGUUUCGCUUGGUUCUUCAUCCGUCGAAAUUUUGAUUAGGGUUCAGAAUUUUUGUUGGUCUUGGGGUUCUUUUAAUCGAUUCUUGGUUGUCGACUUUCUUGUGGGAAGAUCGAUCUUUCUGGUUUUCUCGAUCGUUUUUCGUCACCUAGCCAGUCUCGUUCUGGUUUCGAUUGGAAAAUAUGUCUUCUUCGCGUUCUAGGCGUGUGGAGUACGACCGCUUCAUCCCGUUCCGGUCGGCGAUGGACAUGGACUACGCACGCUUUGCCCUAACCGGGCCUUCGAGACCGCAGCGUGAUGGUUCGAGGGAAUCCCCAUCGAGCGUGGCGUACCAAAAGCUUCUUGAUGACUGCAUUUUGAAGAACAGGUCUCGUAUCCUCGCUUUCAAGACUGCACCUGAAGCGCCGGCCAGCAUGCUGCCCCAGUUUGACGAGCCCAUUCGGCCGCAGAAGAAGCAGCAGAGGCGAAUCCCUAAAGAACCAGAGAGGGUUUUGGUAAUCCACGGCUUGUUGGAUGAUAAUGUUUUGAAUCUCCUCGACUGGGGAAGCAAUAAUGUGUUGACGAUUGGCCUUGAGGACGCAGUGUAUCUCUGGGACGCUGCAAACGAGUCGACUAAGCUUCUACAACCCGUAGAAGACAGAGGACCUAUCACUUGCAUCCGCUGGUCGCCAGACUGUGCAGUUCUUGCUGUCGCAUUUGGCAAUUCAGAUUUAUCCCUGAUUGAUCCAGCAACAGGACAUGUCGUGGAUGGGAUGGAAGAUGAGAACCAGGCCCCUGUGUUGUCACUUGCGUGGAGAAGUAAUUCAAUCUUGACAGUCGGAAGAUUUGAUGGCACUGUUGUUGAUUAUGACUUUAGAAAGGAUGACAUGUUCAUCUGUUUCUAUAAUGGGCAUCGGCGUGGAGUUUGUAGUCUUAAAUGGUCCGUGUUGUCAGGGCGGUAUUUGGCGAGUGGAGGGCAGGACAAACUAGUGCACAUAUGGGAUGCCUGCAUGCCUGUCUCACGUGACCAUCCACGUCAACGUCAAUGGCUUCACAGGAUCAGUAGCCACAUUUCCAUUGUGAAGGCCGUUGACUGGUGCCCAACUCGGAGCAACCUGCUGGCUUCUGGUGGAGGUUGCAAUGAUCAUUGCGUUAAGUUUUGGAACACCGUUAACAGUGCUUGCUUGAACUCGAUUGAUGCUGGCUCUGAAGUUUGUGCAUUGCUAUGGGACAAAAACAAAUCUGAAUUACUGACCUCCCAUGGUUCGCCGAACAAUCAACUCACCUUGUGGAAUUACCCAUCCAUGACGAGAGUGGCUGAGGUUUCCGGUCAUUCAUCCCGGGUUCUUUCCUUGGCUGGGAGUCCACUGGGAGGUGUAGUAGCUUCUGCAGCAGCAGAUGAGACAGUCAAGUUUUGGAAUAUCUUUGAGACUCCCAAAAUAACAAAACCUGAACUGCCCUUUGCCCAAUUUAAUGUCAUCAUAAGAUGAAAAGGUGGAUAGGUGGAAAUGAUUAAGAUUCCAAAUGGAAGACUUCUCUAGUGCUUGGCAUGAAGAUCUGUUGUUGGUAACAUUGCGAUGGGAAGUUUCGUGGUGUCAAAGAGGCAGUACAUUUUCAUACAAGCGCAUGGAUUCGAGAUCUUCAAAUAUGAGCGCAACCGCCUAAGAUUUCUUAUGAUAUUCAAUAUGGCCUUGAUAUCACAUGAAGACAUCACAUUGCACACCUAGAAGAGUGUUUGACAAUCGAGAGAUCAAUGCAUUAUAAGAGGCUAAUGCGGUGGAGAUUGAUGAUCCUCAGAAAGCUCCAGAGCUUGAUCGAGACAAACAAGAAGCUGCAGUGAAGCUCAUGGCCAACGGUGCGUGCACCCUUUGCAACACGGGGAAGG
This is a messenger RNA of Musa acuminata AAA Group (dessert banana), 2025 nucleotides long. RefSeq names its product cell division cycle 20.2, cofactor of APC complex-like. Bases 344 to 1630 code for a protein of 428 amino acids. The transcript has 3 exons. Lineage: Eukaryota; Viridiplantae; Streptophyta; Magnoliopsida; Zingiberales; Musaceae. Gene Ontology annotation, biological process: positive regulation of anaphase-promoting complex-dependent catabolic process; anaphase-promoting complex-dependent catabolic process; positive regulation of ubiquitin protein ligase activity. Gene Ontology annotation, cellular component: anaphase-promoting complex. The record is from RefSeq and is a predicted model, not a curated record. Gene Ontology annotation, molecular function: anaphase-promoting complex binding; ubiquitin ligase activator activity; protein binding.